CUUGCACCCAAUUAUCUUCUGAUUCAUUUUGACUCCAAAUGAGCGUUCUUUGAUUCGAUUUGAAUCGAAGACCAGCUGGGGAGAUCAAUGCGGUUCUUGUUUUGCUGAUUCUGGAUCGCAUUUCAACUGGGUGUUUAGUAAUUUGUUUUGAGCAGCAUGGAUUCUGCAGCAGAUACAGGGGCGAAGUCCAACAAAACUGGGGGGCAGAUUUGCCAGAUCUGCUGUGAUGAUGUUGGUGUUAGUGCAGAUGGCAAGCCCUUUGUUGCUUGUCUAGUUUGUGCAUUUCCUGUCUGCCGUCCAUGUUAUGAGUAUGAGAGAAAAGAUGGAACCCAAUCUUGUCCUCAAUGCAAGACCAAAUACAAGAGACAUAAAGGAAGCCCUCCAAUCAGUGGGGAUGAGGUGGAAGAUUCUGAUCCUGAUGAUCUGGCAAACACUAUAAAUCAUUUAUCACGGGUUGAGGGUGAGAAGCAUCCAAAACCGGAGCGAACAUUGAGUUGGGAUACCAACUAUAGUCGAGGGGAAGAUGUAGUGCCACCAAACUAUAGUAAAGAAGUUCCUCUUAACCACCCUCCUUUUCUUGCUAAUGGAAGUUCGGUUUCUGGGGAGCUGUCUGCUGCAUCUCCUGCACGUCUCUCAAUGGCAUCUCCUGAGAGUGGGAUCAGGAAGGCAAGAGAUUCUGGGCCCUUAGGUUAUGGCAAUGUAGCCUGGAAAGAGAGGAUUGAUGGUUGGAAGAUAAAACCAGAGAAGAAUGCGGCUCCAAUGAGUGUUACCACUGCCGCCCCUUCAGAUGGAAGAGGAGGUGGAGAUUUUGAUACCAGUACUGAUGUACUUGUUGAUGAUUCUUUGUUAAAUGAUGAAGCCCGUCAGCCUCUAUCCAGAAAGGUUUCUCUUCCUUCGUCUAGGAUUAAUCCUUAUAGGAUGGUCAUUGUUCUGCGGCUCAUUAUUCUUGGUAUUUUCCUGCACUAUCGUAUAACAAAUCCAGUUCCCAAUGCCUUUGCCUUGUGGUUAAUAUCCGUAAUCUGUGAGAUAUGGUUUGCAAUAUCAUGGAUAUUGGAUCAGUUCCCCAAAUGGUUUCCUGUGAACCGUGAGACAUACCUUGAUAGGCUGGCUCUAAGAUAUGAUCGAGAAGGAGAGCCAUCUCAGCUGGCUGCUGUUGACAUCUUUGUUAGUACAGUGGACCCGUUGAAGGAACCUCCACUGGUCACAGCCAAUACAGUGCUAUCCAUACUUGCAGUGGACUAUCCAGUUGACAAAGUAUCAUGCUAUGUUUCAGAUGAUGGAGCUGCUAUGUUAACAUUUGAAGCUAUGUCUGAAACUUCAGAAUUUGCACGGAAAUGGGUUCCUUUUUGCAAGAAAUACAGCAUUGAACCACGUGCUCCAGAAUGGUACUUUACACAAAAGAUUGACUACUUAAAAGAUAAGGUUCAUCCUGCAUUUGUCAAGGACCGCAGGGCUAUGAAGAGAGAUUAUGAAGAAUUUAAAGUUCGUAUAAAUGGGCUUGCUGCAAAAGCUCAGAAAGUUCCUGAUGAAGGAUGGGUCAUGCAAGAUGGUACACCUUGGCCUGGAAAUAACACCAGAGACCAUCCCGGAAUGAUCCAGGUUUUCUUAGGACAUAAUGGAGGGCUUGAUAGUGAGGGUAAUGAGCUUCCACGCUUGGUCUAUGUGUCUCGUGAAAAGCGCCCUGGUUUUCAACAUCACAAGAAGGCUGGUGCUAUGAAUGCACUUGUGCGUGUAUCAGCAGUUCUUACCAAUGGGCCCUUCUUGUUAAAUCUUGAUUGUGACCAUUACAUAAACAAUAGCAGGGCACUUCGAGAAGCCAUGUGUUUCUUAAUGGAUCCUAACCUUGGAAAGUCGGUUUGUUAUGUUCAGUUUCCACAGAGAUUUGAUGGGAUUGAUAAAAAUGAUCGAUAUGCCAAUCGUAACACUGUAUUCUUUGAUAUAAAUUUAAGAGGCUUCGAUGGCAUCCAAGGCCCUGUAUACGUGGGUACGGGAUGUGUUUUCAACCGAACAGCCUUGUAUGGUUAUGAGCCUCCUAUCAAGCCUAAGCAUAAGAAACCAGGACUAUUGUCUGCCUGCUUUGGUGGAUCACGAAAGAAAAGUUCUAAAUCAAGCAAAAAGGACUCCAGUAAGAAAAAGUCAGGAAAGCAUAUGGACAAUACUGUGCCAAUAUACAAUCUGGAAGAUAUAGAAGAAGGGAUAGAAGGUACUGGAUUUGAUGAUGAGAAGUCACUACGUAUGUCACAGAUGACACUAGAGCAAAGGUUUGGUCAAUCAGCAGCCUUUGUGGCUUCAACACUGAUGGAAAAUGGUGGGGUUCCACAAUCUGCAACUCCAGAAUCUCUCCUGAAAGAAGCUAUUCAUGUAAUUAGCUGUGGAUAUGAGGACAAGACAGACUGGGGAAGUGAAAUAGGGUGGAUCUAUGGUUCUGUUACAGAGGAUAUUCUUACAGGAUUCAAGAUGCAUGCUCGAGGAUGGAAAUCCAUUUAUUGCAUGCCAAAACGCCCUGCCUUUAAAGGGUCUGCUCCAAUUAACCUUUCUGAUCGUCUAAACCAAGUGCUUCGGUGGGCUCUAGGUUCAAUUGAAAUUCUAUUCAGUCGCCAUUGUCCUAUUUGGUAUGGCUAUGGGGGAAGGCUGAAAUUUCUUGAGAGAUUUGCUUAUAUCAAUACCACCAUAUAUCCAGUUACGGCCAUUCCCCUUCUUCUCUAUUGUACGCUGCCAGCUGUCUGCUUGUUGACUGGGAAGUUUAUCAUUCCACAGAUCAGUAACAUUGCAAGUAUAUGGUUCAUAUCUCUCUUUCUUUCGAUCUUUGCUACUGGUAUAUUGGAGAUGAGAUGGAGCGGUGUCGGGAUUGAUGAAUGGUGGAGAAAUGAACAGUUCUGGGUUAUUGGAGGUGUGUCGGCCCACUUGUUUGCAGUUUUCCAGGGUCUACUUAAAGUCCUAGCUGGCAUUGACACCAACUUCACUGUCACCUCUAAAGCAUCUGAUGAAGAUGGGGAUUUUGCUGAGCUCUAUAUGUUCAAGUGGACUACUCUUCUCAUCCCACCAACCACUCUCCUUAUAAUUAAUAUUGUUGGAGUAGUUGCAGGAGUCUCUUAUGCCAUCAACAGUGGUUAUCAGUCUUGGGGUCCACUCUUUGGCAAGCUAUUUUUUGCUUUCUGGGUGAUUAUUCAUCUCUACCCCUUCCUCAAAGGUCUUAUGGGACGUCAGAACCGAACGCCUACAAUUGUUAUUGUGUGGUCGGUUCUCCUUGCUUCUAUCCUCUCACUUUUAUGGAUUCGAAUUGAUCCAUUUACAACUCAGAUAACUGGCCCAGAUGUAGAGCUGUGUGGAAUAAACUGUUAAAGGAACAAGAACAAGACAACAUGAUAGAAAGAUUAUGUGUAAGCUUUAUUUGGAUAUCCUCAGGAGAAAAUCCCAAAGGUAUUUGCUUUAAGUUCUCUUAUACUCGUUUUGGAAUGUAGGUUGUUGUGUGAGGAAAACAAACAGGAUGUGGGUUCUAAUGCAAACCCACACAUUUUUACUCAAGUUUCAUUUUUUUAAUAUCUUGAGCUAAUUUAUUUGUGUAUUUUAUGGUCAUAAGUGACUAGCUGCUCCAUAUGAUCCUGUUGUUGUUUGCAUAUUCCCUGAUGGGUUAUAUAUGAUAUAAAAAAUUGAUUCUUAU
This is a messenger RNA of Rubroshorea leprosula, 3661 nucleotides long. The record is from the annotation of a GenBank genome assembly. Lineage: Eukaryota; Viridiplantae; Streptophyta; Magnoliopsida; Malvales; Dipterocarpaceae.